Neohortaea acidophila is the source of this 1944-nucleotide messenger RNA. RefSeq lists its product as uncharacterized. The transcript is spliced from 2 exons. The coding region runs from base 1 to 1944 and encodes 647 amino acids. Gene Ontology annotation, biological process: G protein-coupled receptor signaling pathway; cell surface receptor signaling pathway. The record is from RefSeq and is a predicted model, not a curated record. Gene Ontology annotation, molecular function: G protein-coupled receptor activity. NCBI's taxonomy places the organism in Eukaryota, Fungi, Ascomycota, Dothideomycetes, Mycosphaerellales, Teratosphaeriaceae. Gene Ontology annotation, cellular component: membrane.
AUGGCCAACACAACCAUGUUUGCGAGGGCAAAUGCAUGUCCUCCGCCCUUUCUCGACUCGGCCAGCUUUCCCAGCACUGGCGGAUUCAUCGAGGGUCGAUUCUGUUCGCCGAUAUCCGACCUACCCGGCAGUCCCGAAUGCUGCCUCCCGUGUCCAGCGACGGCAUGGGCAUAUUCCGACGGCUUCUACACCUGGAUAACCGUGAUCGAAUGGCUCAACGUCGCUGGGCUGAUCCUACUGGCCUUCAUGCUGCUAUCAUACCUCGUGCUUCCCGUGCAGCAGACACGAAAGCACUACCUGAGCGUCUGCCUGAUCGUUUCCGUGAUGAUGCUGGCGCUUGGGUUCACAAUCCCUCUUGCCACGAAUCCGGAGCAAUGCUACAACGACAUCACGCCGAACGACAUGUACACCCUCACCGAGUGCGCGUGGAGCGGCGCCUUCAUCGUUGCUGGUGGCUUGUCGACAGGCAUGUGGAUCUUCAUCCGCGCGCUAUCAAUGAAUCUACAGAUCUGCUGGGACAUCGUCCCCGGACAAAAGUUUUUCUACUACUCGCAAGCCUUUGGAUGGGGUAUCCCAGCGGUACUCUUCACCGUGACGAUGACCUUCACCGGUGUGAGCUUCCGCUUCGGUCGCGAAUGCGACGUCAACCACGACAACUCGAUGAAGGACUUCUGGGGCCCGCUGAUGGGUAUGGUGGGCCUGGCGGGCAUUCUGCAGCUCAUGACCUUCGUGCACUGCCUCAGAGUGUACCUACGAAACCUAUUCACCGACCGACCCGACAGCUCCACCAACGGCUCCAGCACCGGUCUCCCAUCCUACAGCGGCAGUACUCGCACGCAGAACCAAACAGCGCGCGUAGUCUGGCGACGCCUACAAAAAGUUCUCUGGCUGCAAUGGCGCGGCAUCGCCAUCGUCACCGUCAUCGUCGUGGACGUCGUCUUCUUCUCCAUCGUCUUCGUCUGGCUCGACGGCCUCCAAAACACCGUCACCUCGCACUUCGCCCAAGUGGAGCCGUGGAUCGAAUGCCUCGUCUUCAACCCCACCGCCAAGGACGCUUGUCUGCACCUCGUCGGCGCCUGGCUCGUCAACCAAGCAACCGUCACCGCCGUCCUGCUCCUCAUCUCCCUCGCCGGCCUGCAAAUCUUCCUCUUCGUCGCCCGUCCCUCCAUCUUCCCCGGCUGGUGGCACUUCUUCCGCUCCAAAUUCACCACCAACCACCAAGAGUUCGUCAGCCUGGAUGCCCGCCGCUCCCCAGAGGUCAUGCGCAGCAACUCCCAAAAGGGCCUCGUGACCACCUACCAGCACGAACGCGGCAGCAUGUUUGAAAUGCAGCGCCCGGGCAAACUAGACCUCGACGCCAAAACGCUCUCCUCCCCUAUUACAACCUUCACGACAACCACCACCCUCUCCUCCCCCGACGAAACGUAUAAAUCCCCCCUCAUCAUCGACCGCAACGCCAACGCCAACCACCGAUCAAGCGGCUGCUCCUCCCUCAUAGGCCGCGGCCGCAUUCCCCAAGAAUUCAUCGAGCGCCUGCACACACCCGAACCUACAUAUCCUCUCGCCAGCCCUCCCACACCCGUAAUCCGGUACGACGCCGUCUCCCUCUCAAGACAGGAUGCGGAUUACUUCCCUCGCCCGGGCACAGCGCCCUCCUCACAACAGCAGCGCUACACUCCCUCUCAGAGACCGCAGUCGAGGUCAUCGAUGAACAGCGAGAGACGAUACCGCGCGCCGGAGAGUUCGUUUUCCGCUCCGUAUUAUGCGCCUAGUAGGCACUCUAGCGUGCGGUCUGCGAGGUUUGGAGGAGCGGGCGAGCAGAGGGAUGCUGCGGGAGUGGCACCGCUGAAUCCGCCGGUGGUGGAAGCGCGCGAUGAUGAGAGUGGCGCGGAGGAGGAUUUGCAGCGGCAUUUGGAUCGGAAGUAUCGGGUUGUUGUCUCUUGA